UGAAUCUCUUUAGUCAACGAUCUCUUCUCUUUGCUUUGCUUCGCUUCUGAUUUGGGUUUUCCCUUCCUUUCCCUUCCCUUCCCUUCUGCAAUGGCUAUCGUAGAAGUGUUUAUCGCUGCAUUCCUCACAGUGCUGUUAGAGAAGAUGGCCUCCGGAGAGUUUUUGAAAUUUGCUCGCUAUCAGGGCAUUCAUACCCGGCUGAGUAAUUGGAGCAAUAUGCUGUCCAAAAUUCAAGCGGUUCUGAUCGACGCGGAGGAGAAGCAACUGACCGAUCGAGCCGUGAACCAUUGGCUCGAGGAUCUCCAUGAUUUGGCAUAUGAUUUGGAUGAUGUCGUGGAUGAGUUUGCCACCGAAGCUUUGCGCCAGAAACUGAUGGAAGAUCCAACCCCCCAAGCUAGUUCGAGCAAGGUAUGGAACUUCAUCCCCACUUGUUGUACCAAUUUCAAGCCAACUUCUGUCGUGUUGAAUUUCCAAAUGAGGUCCAAAAUUGAGGAGAUCAAUACCAGAUUAUGCAAUAUUUUUGAACAAUGUUCGAAACUUAAUUUGGGUAAGAUUAUUGGAACCACCCCUACACCUUCGACUAAGACUUGGCAAAGACCAGAGUCUACGUCUUUAUUUGAUGAACCUCGCCUUUAUGGCCGAGAACAUGAUCGGGGUAAGAUAAUUGAUCUGCUCGUAAGGGAGGAUGAAUCAAGUCAUAUCGACGUUGGUGUAAUUGCCAUUGUGGGUAUGGGUGGGAUUGGCAAGACCACCCUUGCUCGGAUGGUAUACAACCAUGAAACCGUGGACAAGCAUUUCCAUCUAAAAGCCUGGGUUUGUGUGUCAGAUGACGUUGACAUUAUAAGAAUAACAAAAGCAAUUAUUGAGUCAGUGACUUCCCAAACAUGUAGUUUUUAUGGCUUCGAGCAAGCUCAAGUUCAACUAAAUUGUGCUUUGGCUGGAAGGAGGUUCUUAAUUGUUUUAGACGAUGUUUGCAACACAAAAUACAGUGAUUGGAGUAAUUUGAAGAGACUUUUCAAUAGUGGAGCCGAAGGGAGUAAAGUCCUGGUGACAACAUCUAACAGAGACGUUGCAAGUAUGAUGGCAACUGUUGAACUUCAUGUCAUUGAGGUCCUAUCAGACGAAGAUUGUUGGUCGUUGUUUGCACAACAUGCCUUUGAGAAUACAAGUAUUGAUGCAAAUCGAAGUUUGGAAUUAAUUGGUAAGAGAAUUGUGGAGAAAUGUAAAGGUUUGCCUCUGGCUGCUACAACACUCGGUGGUCUUUUGAGGUGCAAAGUGCGAGAUGAGGAAUGGGUAGAUGUCUUGCGUAGUAAAGUAUGGGAUUUAUCACACGAAGAACGUUACAAUCAUCUCCAAAAUGUUGUCGAAAUAGAGGAGAUCACUACCAUAUUACACAAUCGUUCUCAACAACACUUGAAACUCAAUUCAAAAAAGAUUGUUGGCACCACAUCUGUUCAGAUUGGGCAAAAACGAGAGUCUACAUCUUUAAUUGAUGUACCUCUCGUCUAUGGCCGAAAACAUGAUCAAAGAAAGAUAAUUGAGCUGCUCGUAAGGGAGGAUGAAUCAAGUCAUAUCAACGUUGGUGUAAUUGCCAUUGUGGGUAUGGAUGGGAUCGGCAAGACCACCGUUGCUCGGAUGGUAUACAACCAUGAAACCGUGGACAAGCAUUUCCAUCUAAAAGCCUGGGUUUGUGUGUCAGAUGACUUCGACAUUAUGAGACUAACAAAAGCAAUUCUCGAGUCAGUGACUUCCCAACCGUGUAGUUUUUAUGGCUUGGAUCAAGCUCAAGUUCAACUACAGAAGGCUUUGGCUGGAAGGAGGUUCUUAAUUGUUUUAGACGAUGUCUGGAACAAAAAAUACAGUGAUUGGAAUAUUUUGAAGAGCCCUUUCAAUAGUGGAGCCCAAGGAAGUACAGUCGUGGUGACAACAUGUAACAGAGACGUUGCAAGAAUGAUGGCAACUGUUGAACUUCAUGACAUUGAGGUCCUAUCAGACGAAGAUUGUUGGUCGUUGUUUGCACAACAUGCCUUUGAGAAUACAAGUAUUGAUGGAAAUCCAAAUUUGGAAUUAAUUGGUAAGAAAAUUGUGGAGAAAUGUAAAGGUUUGCCUCUGGCUGCUACUACACUCGGUGGUCUUUUGAGGUGCAGAGUGCGAGAUGAGGAAUGGGUAGAUGUCUUGCAUAGUAAAAUAUGGGAUUUAUCACACGAAGAAAGUUACCAUCAUCUCCAAAGUGUUGUCGAAAUAGAGGAGAUCACUACCAUAUUACACAAUCGUUCUCAACAACACUCGGAACUCAAUUCAGAAAAGAUUGUUGGAACCACAUCUGUUCAGAUUUGGCAAAGACUACCGUCUACAUCUUUAUUACAUGGACCUCGUAUUUAUGGCAGAGAAAAGGAUCAAAGAAAGAUAAUUGAGUUGCUCCUAGGGGGGGAUGAAUCUAGUCAAAACAACGUUGGUGUAAUUCCCAUUGUGGGUAUGGGUGGGAUUGGCAAGACCACCCUUUCUCAGAUGGUAUACAACCAUGAAACCAUGAAUGAGCAUUUCAAUAUAAAAGCCUGGAUUUGUGUGUCAGAUGAUUUCGACAUUAUGAGAAUAACAAAAGAAAUUCUUGAGUAUGUGACUUCCCAAACACAUAGUUUUAAUAACUUGGAUCAAGCUCAAGUUCAACUAAAGCAGGCUUUGGCUGGAAGGAGGUUCUUGAUUGUUUUAGACGAUGUCUGCAACAAAAAAUACAGUGAUUGGAAUAUUUUGAAGAGCCCUUUCAAUAGUGGAGCCCAAGGGAGUAAAGUUGUGGUGACAACACGUAACAGAGACAUUGCAAGAAUGAUGGGAACUGUUGAACUUCAUGACAUUGAGGUCCUAUCAGACGAAGAUUGUUGGUCAUUGUUGGCACAACAUGCCUUUGAGAUUACAAGUAUUGAUGCAAAUCCAAAUUUGGAAUCAAUUGGUAAGAAAAUUGUGGAGAAAUGUAAAGGUUUGCCUCUGGCUGCUACAACACUCGGUGGUCUUUUGAGGUGCAAAGUGCGAGAUGAGGAGUGGGUAGAUGUCUUGCAUAGUAAAAUAUGGGAUUUAUCACACGAAGAAAGUUACCAUCAUCUCCAAAGUGUUGUCGAAAUAGAGGAGAUCACUACCAUAUUACACAAUCGUUCUCAACAACGCUCAGAACUCAAUUCAGAAAAGAUUGUUGGAACCACAUCUGUUCAGAUUUGGCAAAGACCACCGUCUACAUCUUUAUUACAUGGAUCUCGUAUUUAUGGCAGAGAAAAGGAUCAAAGAAAGAUAAUUGAGUUGCUCCUAGGGGGGGAUGAAUCUAGUCAAAACAAUGUUGGCGUAAUUCCCAUUGUGGGUAUGGGUGGGAUUGGCAAGACCACCCUUGCUCAGAUGGUAUACAACCAUGAAACCGUGAACGAGCAUUUCAAUCUAAAAGCCUGGGUUUGUGUGUCAGAUGACUUCGACAUUAUGAGAAUAACAACAUGCAUUCUUGAGUGUGUGACUUCUAGAUUAUUUAUUUUUAAUAACUUGGAUCAAGCUCAAGUUCAACUAAAGCACGUUUUGGCUGGAAGGAGGUUCUUAAUUGUUUUAGAUGAUGUCUGGAACAAAAAAUACAGUGAUUGUAAUAUUUUGAAGAGCCUUUUCAAUUGUGGAGCCCAAGGGAGUAAAGUCGUGGUGACAACACGUAACAGAGACGUUGCAGCAGUGAUGGGAACUUUUCCACUUCAUGACGUCGAGAUCCUAUCAGACGAAGAUUGUUGGUCGUUGUUUGCACAACAUGCCUUUGAGAAUACAAGUAUUGAUGGAAAUCCAAAUUUGGUAUCAAUUGGGAAGAAUAUUGUGGAGAAAUGUGGAGGUUUGCCUCUAGCUGCUAGAUCACUUGGUGGCCUUUUACGAUACAAAGGACGAGAUGAGGAAUGGCUAGAUGUAUUACAUUGUAAAAUAUGGGAUUUACCACAUUCAGAAAACGUUAUCCUCCCAGCUUUAAGAUUAAGUUACAAUCAUCUCCCUCCACAUUUGAAGCUCUGCUUUUCAUAUUGCUCAACAAUACCUAAGGGCUAUGAAUUUGAGGAGGAGGAGCUAGUCUUGUUGUGGAUGGCGGAGGGUUUCAUUCAACAACAAAUAGUGAAGCAAAUGGAAGAUGUAGGACGUGAGUACUUCCAUGAAUUGUUGUCAAGGUGUUUUUUCAAACCAUCACGAACCGGUAACAGCUCAAAAUUUGUGAUGCAUGACCUCAUCAAUGAUUUGGCUCAGUCAGUUGCAAGAGAUUAUUAUUUUAGACUGGAAGAUAAAUUGAACGAUCAAGAGCAAUACAUAAAUGUAUAUAGAACUCGACAUUUAUCCUACGUGCAGGGCUAUUGUGAUGGGGUGAAAAAGUUUGAGAGCUUCCAUAAAGCCAAGCAUUUACGAACCUUCUUACCAUUUUCUUUGAAAGAAACUUCUGGUUAUUUGACAAGAAAUGUUGCCUUUGAUUUGUUGCCAAAGUUGCCAUGCUUAAGGGCACUAAGCUUGAGCAGAUAUCGUAUCAAUCAAGUUCCAGAUUCGAUUGGAGAUUUGAAACUUCUGCGGUUUCUUAACCUUUCCUACACCCCAAUUAUAAGAUUACCUAAAUCAUUAGGGACUCUCUUCAAUUUGCAGACGCUGAUGUUAAGAGGAUGUGGAUAUCUGAAAAAGUUUCCGAAGAACAUGGGAAACCUAAUUAGCCUACGUCAUCUUGAUAUUACCGAUGCAGAUUCCUUAGAAGAAAUGCCACUGGGAAUAGGUAAGCUGACAAGUCUCCGGACACUAUCCAACUUUAUUGUUAACAUUGGGUCUCAAAUAAGUGAGUUGGGGAACCUAAUUCAUCUUGGUGGGACGCUUAGCAUAUCGGGGUUGCAGAACCUGGUGGAUCCUCUCGAUGCACGGGGUGCCAGCUUUAAUGAGAAACACCACUUGGAUGUGUUAUCAAUGGAAUGGAGUAAGAGCUCAGAUGAUUUAAGGAAUGAAAUAGUUGAAACAGAAGUACUUGACAUGCUGCAACCUCAGAAGAACUUGAAAAGCCUCCACAUCAGAUACUACUUUGGUACAAGAUUUCCAGCAUGGAUAGGAGAUCCUUUGUUCUCCAAAAUGGCGUGCCUAAGGUUAGAAAAUUGUCAAAAUUGCUUAUCCUUACCACCACUUGGACAGCUACCCUCACUUAAUGAGCUUUAUAUUGAAGGAAUGAGUACGAUAAAGCAUGUGGGUCUUGAGUUCUAUGGGCAGGGUGUUUCCAAGCCUUUUCCGUUACUAGAGAGACUAAGCUUUGUGAAUAUGCCAGAAUGGGUAGAUUGGUCCACUUUUGGAGUUAACAAGGAAGUUAAACCAUUCCCCUGCGUCAGUGAGCUUUCCAUCCAAAAAUGUCCCAAACUUUUGGGAAUGUUGCCCUAUGAUCUUCCUUGUUUGAGUAGUCUUACGAUUAAUGAGUGUCCACAAUUGCUGGUCGAUGUUUCCAGCCUCAUCUUCCAGUCACUCACCUUCCUAUCUAUAAGGGAUGCUCCGCUUCCAAGCCUUCAAAUGCUCCUUGAGGCGAGGAACACACUUGAACCCACAUCCCUUACUUCCUUGGAUAUGAAAGAUGUUUCAAUCCCCGACUUUCUUUGCAAUCCAAGUGUAGCUGAUGAAGUUAUGUUGGAAAAUGCAAUGUCUAAGCACCUUAGUUCAGUAACUUCCUUGAGGUUUGAGAAUAUAGAGAAACUUGCAUUCUUGCCGAAAUUUGUUACUGAGGGGUUGAUGGGACUCGAAAAAUUGAAGAUUUAUGGGUGCAAAGAACUCAGAACACUGUGGAAGAAUGAUGUUGGACUACAAAACCGUCUCCUUGCCUUACAACAUUUGGUGAUUAGAAAUUGUCAUCAACUUGUUUCCUUGUUUGAAGAAGAAAAGGAUGAUGAAAACAAGUGGCAACAACAGAAGCAGCAGCAUCAGGAGAUACCUUGCAUAGUGAGCCUUGAGUUUCUAGAAAUAUAUAAUUGUGAAAAGCUAGAAAAACUGCCACGGGGGCUGCACACCUUCACUUCUCUUGGAGAGCUGAGAAUCAAAAGGUGUCCAAGUCUUGUCUCUUUUCCAGAGACAGGGUUUCCGUCUACUCUGAGAAAACUUGUGGUUGAUAAAUGCAAGGCUCUGAAAUCCCUAUCUGGGUGGAUAAUGCAGAAUGGUAAUAAUAAUAAUCUUGAAGUAUUACAGGUUACUGGCUGUCCAUCCCUCACAUACUUAGGUGGGGUACCCACCACGCUCAAACACCUUAAGAUUUGGUGGUGUGAGAAGUUGGAGCAACUGCUGGUAGAGGAGGCGACGAGAAUUGAGUAUCCACUUCUUGAGUAUGUUGAUAUUUGGCAUUGUCAGAGCCUCAAAUACUUGCCAGAAGGAUGGUUCCCCCUCACUUCGCUUCAACGACUGGCAAUAAACAGUUGCCCUGCAGGAGGAGGAAUUGUCUCCUACUUUAUAGAUAAAGGGAAUUUCCUCACCAAUCUCACUUCACUUAGCAUCAGCAACAUCAAGACCAGUAAGCCCCCGUCAGAGUGGAAUUUUCACAAAUUCUCCUCUCUUAUAGAAUUCAGGAUUGGAGGUGCAGUUAUUGUGCAAGAAGAAUAUCUUGAGGUGUCUAGCUUCCCAAUGGAUGGGAUGUUGUUGCCUUCCUCUCUGAUAAAACUGUGCAUUUGGAGUUUCUCAAAUCUGGAGAGCCUAUCUUCCAAGGGCUUUGAAAACCUUAACUUUCUUGAAAGUCUUUUUAUUGGUGAUUGUCCUAGGCUCGCAUCUUUUCCAGAACAAGGGUUGCCUCCUUCGCUUUUGCACUUGUGUAUCUAUGAAUGUCCCAUACUAAAACAGCAGUUUGAAACAGGCGAAUAUUGGCCCCUCGUAGCUUUCAUUCCUUGCGUCGAGAUAGAUGGCAGAUCCAUCUUUGGCUCAGAGGAGGAGGAUAAAUAAACUCCAAUGAAAUUCCCACCACAAUAUGUGCAAUUUAACCACCAGAAACUUUUCUGCUAAAGAGGUGCCUAUGGAUGACAGUUUGGUUUUUUGGGUUCUAUUUGAAGUUCUAUUACUCUGUUUUCGCUCUUCCAUUGCUCAAUAUUUUAGCAAAGCCAGUUCACGGUGUAAAUGUCAUCUGUGCCAUGCCAAUUGAACAAUAUUUAGGGUUUCGUGCAGUUUCAGUUAAAAAGAAUAUGCAGACGGAGUUUCGGUUGAUCAUUGUCAAAUGGUUGCUGCAUUUGUUGUUGUUGUUGCCUUUUUCCUUUCAAGUUUCAUACUUCUAUUCCUAAGGAUGGUAUCCAUUCUUUCAAAUCAAUUUCUAAAAUGUUGCUUGUGAUGUGCAGAAAUGAAAAAAAAAAACAAAAAAAAAAGUCCUGUUUUGGAAAGGUUGGUUAUUGGAGACCUAGUGAAGGAGCUAAACUGAGUGAUGUAAUUUGAUUUGGUAUUGUUUGGCAGUUGAGUUAUUUAGCAGCUUUCCCCACCA
Messenger RNA from Camellia sinensis, 7456 nucleotides. Its product is annotated as putative disease resistance protein At3g14460. The record is from RefSeq and is a predicted model, not a curated record. Gene Ontology annotation, molecular function: ATP hydrolysis activity; ADP binding. NCBI's taxonomy places the organism in Eukaryota, Viridiplantae, Streptophyta, Magnoliopsida, Ericales, Theaceae.